Molecule: messenger RNA, 1578 nt
Organism: Colossoma macropomum (tambaqui)
Lineage: Eukaryota; Metazoa; Chordata; Actinopteri; Characiformes; Serrasalmidae
Gene: acsl4b
Product: acyl-CoA synthetase long chain family member 4b
Exons: 9
Coding region: 159-1304 (381 amino acids)
Biological process (GO): long-chain fatty acid metabolic process; long-chain fatty-acyl-CoA metabolic process; neuron differentiation
Cellular component (GO): endoplasmic reticulum; lipid droplet; plasma membrane
Molecular function (GO): arachidonate-CoA ligase activity
Source: RefSeq, a predicted model, not a curated record
GAGGGAGAGAGAGAGGAAGAGAAAUAAGAGGAGAGAGUGAGUGAGAGAGAGAGUGAGUGAGAGACAGAGAGAGAGAGAGAGAGAGAGAGAGAGAGAGUGAAAAGGAAGCUCAGUUCCUGCUGUCGGAGAAGUUUUGAGCGGCAGUGAUCACCAACAGGAUGUCAGUGUGUGUGAGGGCUCGCAGUGUGUCGGGGCGUCCGGAGGGUCCGUACCGGGCGGUGGACAGUGUGGAGGCUCUGGCCCAGCAGGACUUUGAGGGAGUGGACACACUGGACAAACUCUUCAGACACGCAGUGACCAACUUCAAACAGUCUCCCUGUCUGGGGACGAGAGAGAUAAUCUCCCAGGAGAAAGAGACCCAGGCCGACGGGAAGGUCUUCCAGAAGCUGGUGCUGGGGGAGUACGGCUGGAAGUCGUAUGAGGAAGUGGAGCGUGAGGUGGAGCUGCUGGGCAGCGGGCUGGCGGCGUUGGGUCAACAGCCAAAGACCAACAUCGCCAUCUUCUGUGAGACGCGAGCGGAGUGGAUGGUCACGGCGCAGGCCUGCUUCAGACGCAACUACCCACUGGUGACGCUCUACGCCACUCUGGGUGAGGAAGCUGUAGCUUUCGGGCUGAAUCAGUGUGGAGCGACUCUCCUCAUCACCAGCAAAGAGCUGCUGGACUCUAAGCUGAAGGCUGUGCUGGCUGAGGUUCCGGGACUGAAGCAUGUGAUCUACACAGGCAGUGGGAGCAUCACUGCAGGAGAUUACCCACAAUCCCUCACAAUCCACAAAAUGCAGGACGUCAUAGACCUGGGAGCCAAACCUGAGAACUUGUCUGUGGAGUUUGCUCCUCCCUCUCCGUCUGACCUGGCCGUGGUGAUGUACACGAGUGGAUCCACCGGUCAGCCCAAAGGCGUCAUGAUGCUCCACAGUAACCUCAUCGCUGGAAUGACUGGCCAAUGUCAACGCAUCCCAGGGCUAGGGCGUGAGGACGUGUAUAUCGGUUAUCUCCCUCUGGCUCACGUUCUGGAACUGACAGCGGAAAUUUCCUGUUUAACGUACGGCUGCAGGAUCGGAUACUCAUCUCCACACACACUGUCAGACCAGUCCAGUAAGAUUAAGAAGGGCAGUAAGGGGGACUGCUCCGUGCUGAAGCCCACUCUGAUCGCCGCUGUUCCGGAGAUUAUGGACCGGAUCUAUAAGAACGUGAUGAGUAAGGUCAGCGAGUCCAGUCUGGUCCAGAGGACUCUGUUCAAGAUGGCCUACAGAUACAAGCUGCAGCAGCUGGAGAGCGGAGCGGACACGCCCAUCUGCAACACGUGAGUCACACGCCUGUUCACCAACGAGUCGUUCACUCAAAUGAUUCGUUUCUCCUGAAUCGUUUCAGUGUUAAAGAGCAGCAUCAGUGAUGAUCGACUACAGGGACGUCAGUAACUCACAACCAUCAGACACGUCAGCGACUCACACUCUCGCACUGCGGAGCGUAAACGUUAGCGCGUUCUUCCAGUAAAGAACCUUUAAACGUUCCGUUUCUGCACCGAGGAGGCGACUUAACACUGUUUAAUACAGACGCUGUUAUUCACACAUUCACUACUCU